AUGGGUCUGCUCCGAAUCACCGCCGCUUUGCUGGCAGCUCGCGCUGCGCAUGCCUAUCCCAGCGGAGAAUGUUCCAAGGCGGUCAAGUUGAAUGUACCGAGAACCGCAGCCGGGGCUUCCAUCGUGCACAGCAACUCCUUCGCCUCGUUUUCGUUCGAGCCAGCGUUCUGGGUAGAAUUUUUCGGCAAUGCCAGCAACCCGAACAAUCUCACACUCAGCGUGCUCGAACGCAUCCACGAGCAUGGAGGUCAUCCUAUCAUCCGGCCUGGUGGCAUCACCAUGGAUAGCAUGGUCUUCGACCCGGAAGGAGGCGAUCCUGUUCGCACGACCAGCCCAGAGGGUGGAGUCUGGAGAACGACAGUUGGGCCUGACUACUACAAAAGCUGGGACAAUUUUCCGGAAGGCACAGAGUUCAUCUCGACACUCAACUUUGGCAACCAAAGUCUGGACAUUGCCAAAGGACUUGCAGUGGCAUCAGCUUCAUACCAGGGUAGCAAAAUUGCUUACUUUGAACUCGGUAACGAGCCGACCAACUACAAGGAGAGCCGUUGGAACCGCUCGACAGAUGCGUAUGUGCGCGAGUGGAAGCAAUACACCCGCGAGAUAGAUGCGGCUGUCAAUGCGACCGGCGAUACAAAUCUGACCAGUCAGCGAUGGUGGGCCUCGUCUGCAACAACUGACGACUCUGGUCUUGAAGUGCGGCCGGUAGCACUCAUUCCUGCUGGCAUCGACUCAGAAGAUCAAGUUGGUAUCUACUCGAUCCACUCAUACGGGUUUUCCACUUGCGACCCAAAACGCGCUGCGCUGGCCACGAUCGCGAACAUCUUGAAUCACACCGAGCUCACUCGCUACUGUGAUGAGGAAAUUUAUCCUUCGGCUCGCGCAGCUCUUGAUGUCGGGGCGCGCUGGAACAUCGGAGAGUUCAAUUCAGUCUCGUGCUCGGGCGCACCCAAUGUCACAGACACCUUUGCUCAAGCUCUUUGGGUCGUCGAUAGCGAGCUCAUCUACGCCACUCGCAAUGCCUCCGCCACCCAUCUCCACCAAGGCGCCACCUUGGCUCUGCAAUCGAAGGAUCAAGUCAAUACCCCCGACGCAAAUGGCACGCCUGGCUACAGUACUUACUCCAUGCUCUACCCACGCGACAGCAACAAGCGUGGACCAGCUCGCACCUUACCUUCCUUCCUCGCUCAGCUCUUCAUGGCCGAAGCAUUUGCCACUUCCGGGACGCGUGUCAGAGCACUUGAAGCGCCGGCUGGUGCUGAUCCAGAAUCGUUCGCUGCGUACGCGUUCUACGUCGACGAUCAAAUCUCCAAAAUCGCUCUCGUGAACAUGAAGCCAUACUACGCGAACUCGACGACCAAUUCAGCUAUUCAAGUGGACUUGUCCUCGUUGGCGCAUGCUGGCAAGGGGGACUCCGUGCGCGCCAAGCGUUUGACUGCGCCGUAUGUCAAUACAGGGGACAGUAAGUUGUCGACUUGGGCUGGUCAGUCAUUUCCUAUGGGUGAACCGACGGGCGAUAUGGUAAUCGAGACGGUCAGCGACGAUGGCGAAUUGAGUGUCAGGGGCAGCGAGGCUGUGCUGGUCUUUUUCGACAACGAUGUUUAUGGACUGUGA
This is a messenger RNA of Ascochyta rabiei, 1614 nucleotides long. RefSeq lists its product as uncharacterized. Gene Ontology annotation, molecular function: hydrolase activity, hydrolyzing O-glycosyl compounds. Lineage: Eukaryota; Fungi; Ascomycota; Dothideomycetes; Pleosporales; Didymellaceae. The coding region runs from base 1 to 1614 and encodes 537 amino acids. The record is from RefSeq and is a predicted model, not a curated record. The transcript has a single exon.